Messenger RNA from Protobothrops mucrosquamatus (brown spotted pit viper), 2454 nucleotides. RefSeq names its product ankyrin repeat domain 46 (gene ANKRD46). Gene Ontology annotation, molecular function: protein binding. The record is from RefSeq and is a predicted model, not a curated record. The transcript has 4 exons. NCBI's taxonomy places the organism in Eukaryota, Metazoa, Chordata, Lepidosauria, Squamata, Viperidae. Bases 102 to 788 code for a protein of 228 amino acids.
AUGUGCACUGGACCAUUAAGUGGGUCAGAGCAGAUUUAACAAUCCUUGAUCAUAUUUUGCACCUGCUGAAGCUGCAGGUUGGCUACAUUUCCCAUUCGGUCAUGUCUUACGUGUUUGUAAAUGAUUCUUCACAAACAAAUGUGCCUCUGCUACAAGCUUGCAUUGAUGGAGAUUUUAACUAUUCCAAGAGGCUACUGGAGAGUGGCUUUGACCCAAACAUCCGGGACAACCGUGGCCGAACAGGUCUUCACUUAGCAGCAGCUCGAGGAAACGUUGAUAUUGCUCAGUUGUUGCACAAAUUUGGGGGGGAUCUUUUGGCCACAGAUUACCAAGGUAACACAGCUCUUCACCUGUGCGGACAUGUUGAUACCAUUCAGUUCCUCGUCUCCAAUGGACUCAAGAUAGAUAUUUGCAAUCAUCAAGGUGCAACGCCUCUUGUCCUGGCAAAACGAAGAGGGGUAAAUAAAGAUGUGAUUCGAUUGCUUGAGUCUUUGGAAGAGCAAGAAGUGAAAGGGUUCAACCGAGGAACACACUCAAAGCUGGAAACGAUGCAGACAGCUGAAAGUGAAAGUGCCAUGGAAAGCCACUCUCUCCUCAACCCCAACCUGCAGCAAGGGGAAGGCGUUCUGUCCAGCUUCCGAACAACAUGGCAAGAAUUUGUAGAAGACCUGGGCUUUUGGCGAGUGCUGCUCUUGCUUGUUGUCAUUGCUUUGCUGUCUCUUGGAAUUGCAUACUAUGUUAGUGGAGUGCUCCCCUUUGUGGAAAACCAGCCUGAGUUGCUGCAUUAAAGGCAGUGUAAAUUAAUAGUGUCUUACUACUAUUUGUAAUGUCUCACUUUGUUCUCUGUUGGGCAUAUGUUGGCUGCUGCUUGUAAGGUUUAUACACACAACACCCCCGCCUAGACAUUGUAAAGAGCCCCUUCCAAAAAUAAGGAUGCAUUAGUCUUAGCUACGUUACUGAGUUAAAGUACUCAUUAACUGUAUCUAACAUGUUCUUGGAUUGUCAUUAGUUGUAGUCUCUGCUGAUAAAAUAUAAAGAAAUGCUGGAAAGCUUUUCCUUCAUAUUUGUCAGAAUGUCUCCCAAAAUUGUUAUGGAAUUAAGUCUUGUGCUGUGGGUUUUUAAAGGUGGUCACUUACAAGGUGUUAGCCGGUGUUAGCUUUCUGCAGAAAAAUAAAACUAAUUUGUAUUUCUUUGGUAAAGAAAAUAUAUAUCAUUUUUCAAGAAGUAACACUUGAGAAUUUUUGCACUUCUGUAAUUUUCACUUGAAAUAUUAACAGUUUUUCAUUUCUUUGGAACAAGAAAUGUUAAUCCAUAUGAAUUGGGAAAUAUCAAUACUUAUUGUUUUAAUAAGAACUAAAUAAAACAUUUUUUGACUUUUAGGAAUUUUUCUUUCAGUUGGGGAGAAUUUUUUUUUUGUUACAAGUAAGCAAAAAUGAUCUUAACGGCUUGAAAAUUUGAGUAGAAGUAUUGUGUAAAACUUGUGGCAUGAUUGUGGAAAGGUUUAUAUUGCCCCUAUGCGUAGAAAAUACUAUAAGCUUCAAACUAAUUUUCUAAGUAAUUUAAUUGCAAUUAACUUAAUGUCCUAAUCUCUUAACAUAUGUAUUAUUGUAUAUGUAAAAGGAAACCUGAUUUAAAACUAUUCUUUGAAGUAAAUUAGUAAUAUACCUAAAUAUAGGAUCUUGUUAAUAACCUCACUAAGAUUAUCUAACUAAGAUUGAUGGUUCAGGCACUUAGUGGUGCAGGAAGUAAUGUCUGUUUUUUUGCUGAACCGAAAAAUCUGAAAAUGGAUCCAGAUGUGCUGGAGCAUACAUUGUCUCAUAGAGUUCUAUUUAUAUCCAGGCAAGAGAGAAAAUGAUUGCUGAUCCCUCUUCUUCUAUAUCCAAAUAAGUAAUUAAUAUACCAUGUUUAAAAUCUAGAAAUUGAAGCAAGUGAUUGAUUUGUUUAUAUCACACUAAGUUCUUCAUAUUCAUGCUAAUGAAAUAUAAUUUUGUGGUAAGUUGUAGUCUUCUGUGUAAAAUGUUUUAUAAUAUAUUUUGUAUUUCAUUUAACAUUGGAGGAAAUGUUGGAAAUGGACUAUUGGUACCCCAGUUUCAGAAUCUUUUUUAAUGUUAAGAAAACAUCCUGAAUACAAUCCAGCCAAAGUUCUAACUUUUUAAGGACAUAUGGAUUUUCAAUUUAGCAUUUCUUUUCUUGAAGUUCGUAGGAUCUUGUUUAAAAUAAUAAACAACAAAUUCAAGACUGCAAACAUGAACAAAUUAACUACUAAAAAGUGAAUGCCGCAGAAAUAAGAUAUAAACAAUUAGAAGAAUUAUACGCUUGGGGUGUCUUUUUGUAAAAAGUAAACUUCCAUGUUCUGUUAUUUCAUUUCUAUUUUACACUGCAUAGCUAUUAAUUUAAUUAUUAAUUGUAUUCCAAGCAUGCCAAGGUAUUCCAAAUAAACUUGUAUAAACUACA